This is a messenger RNA of Oncorhynchus masou masou (cherry salmon), 10970 nucleotides long. RefSeq names its product spectrin beta chain, non-erythrocytic 4-like. The record is from RefSeq and is a predicted model, not a curated record. NCBI's taxonomy places the organism in Eukaryota, Metazoa, Chordata, Actinopteri, Salmoniformes, Salmonidae. Gene Ontology annotation, molecular function: actin filament binding; phospholipid binding. The transcript has 19 exons. Bases 176 to 5086 code for a protein of 1636 amino acids. Gene Ontology annotation, biological process: actin cytoskeleton organization; muscle cell development. Gene Ontology annotation, cellular component: cell junction; cortical actin cytoskeleton; Z disc.
CCUGCAGAGCGGAGUGGGUGGCUCUGGCAUAGAGGAGCCAGGCAGGGAGGCAGGACGUCCUGUGGGAAAGGAGGAGAGAAGAGAAGAAGAAGGGCUGGCUCAGGCUCAGGCCCCUGAUGGUGGCUAUUUUUAUCUCCCCUAGCUGAGUGAUUGGGGACAGCCGGUAAAGGGAAAGAUGCUUAUGGGUGCGGGACGAGACACGGCGCGGGAUGAGGCCCAGAAGCUUCACCGGAAAUGGCUGAAGCACCAGGCCUUCAUGACCGAGCUGGCCCGCAACAAAGAAUGGCUGGCCAAGAUAGAGCAGGAGGGUCAGGAACUGAUCGAUGAGAAGCCGGAGCUGCGUUCGGUGGUGCAGCAGAAGCUGGAGGAGAUCAGGGAGUGCUGGACGGACCUGGAGAGCACCACCAAGGCCAAGGCCCGGGCUCUGUUUGAGAACAACAAGCCAGAGCCGGUGGUGAAGAGCUACUCAGACCUGGACCACCAGCUCUCUGGCCUGGAGAAACAGCCCCCUCAGCUGGAGCAGGCUCACCAUCUGCCCACUUUCAAUGAGCAGCUGCAUAAAUUCCAGUCUCAGAUGGGGGACUUGUACAAGGACGUAGGGGAACUAGGGUCCCUCCAGGGGGUGUGCCUCCCCAAGCGAGGCAGCCUGGAGAAAGGCAGGGAAGGAGAAGGGGGCGAGCAGCCAGCUGUGGUGGAGACCCGCAUCGUGCGCCUCAUCGAGCCCCUGAAGGAGAGACGUCGCAUUCUGCUGGCCUCCAAGGAGAUGCAUCAGGUCGCCCAGGACCUGGAGGAAGAGAUACUGUGGAUCCAGGAGCGGCUUCCUCUGGCUUCCUCUAAGGAUUACGGCAACAACCUGCAGAGUGUUCAGCAGCAUGUCAAGAUCAACCAGACGCUGCAGAGGGAUCUGCAGGGUCGCCGGGCGCGGGUUGAGGAGGUGUUGGACCGGGCGGGGAUCAUCGCCUCUCUGCGGACCCCCGAGGUGGACUUUGUGCGCGAGGGGGCAGGGCACGUGCGUCAGCUUUGGGAGGUGCUGAGGCUAGAGGCGGAGAGGAGGACUGUGAUGCUGGAUGUGGUGCUGCAGGCCCAGCAGUAUUACAGCGAGGCGGCCAAAGUCGAGUCCUGGCUGGCAGGCCAGAAACUGCACCUCAUCAGCGAGGAGAAGGGUAUGGACGAAGCAAGCACCCUGCAGCUGCUGAAGGAGCACCUGGCCUUGGAGGCGAUGGUGGAGAACUACGCUGAGACAGUGGGCAUGCUCUCCCAGCAGUGUCAGAGGCAGCUGGAACUGGCACACCCAGACAGUGAGGGGAUCACCAAGCAGCAGUCCCACAUAGACCGUCUGUACGUGUCUCUGAAGGACAUGGUGGAGCACAGGAAGACCAAACUGGAGCAGCAGUAUUGGAUGUACCAGCUCAACAGAGAGGUGGAGGAGUUAGAGAAGUGGAUCACUGAGCGGGAGGCUGUUGCCAGCUCCACUGAGCUGGGCCAAGACCUGGAAGAUGUCACGAUGCUACAAGAAAAAUUCACCAAGUUCUGCUCAGAGACCAACAGCAUAGGCCAACAGAGGAUGGAGCAGGUGAAUAAGAUGGUGAACGAGAUGAUAGACUGCGGCCACACGGACGCGGCCACAAUCGCUGAGUGGAAGGAUGGACUGAACGAGUCAUGGGCCGACCUACUGGAGCUCAUGGAGACCCGAGGACAGAUGCUAACAGCAUCACACCAGCUGCACAAGUUCUUCACCGACUGCAAAGAGGUCUUGGUUCAGAUUGCGGGGAAGAUGAGGCAACUACCAGAGGUGAGGGCGUGCCAAGCCAGCAUCGCCAACCCGGCCACGCUGCAGAGGCUCAUGCGCUCUUUUGAGCACGCCCUCCAGCUGCUUGUCUCACAGGUAAGGCAGCUGCAGGAGAACGCGGCCCAGCUGAGGGCCAUCUACGCCGGGGAAAAGGCAGAGGCCAUCAUGAGCAAGGAACAGGAAGUGAUGUCAGCAUGGAAGGAGUUGCUGGUUUCCUGUGAGGCCAGUCGCGUGCAGGUCACCUCGGUGACAGACAAGGUCCAGUUCUUCUCAGUGGUGCGUGAGCAUCUCAUGUGGAUGGAAGGCAUCAUGGGACAGAUUGGAGGGGACGACCCCAGGGAUUCGUCCUCUGCGGAGAUGAUGAUGAAACAACAUGGUGAGCUGAAAGCCAAGAUGGACGGCCGCAGUAAGACCCUACAACAGUGUGUUGAGCUGGGAAAGAUCCUGUUGGCCGCAGGCAACCCAGCAGCUGAGGAGAUAAAGGAUAAGUUGGACACACUCCUGGCUAAGCAGAAGGAUCUCUCUGAGAGAUGGGACAAACACCAGGAAAAGCUACAGCGCAAGAAGGAUCAGUUCCAGUAUGCCCAGGAGACGGUGACGGCGGAGGCCUGGCUGAAGGCCAAGGAGCCGCUAAUCAACUCUAGCUCCAACUCCAGGGAGGCUGGGGGUGCUGGAGGAGAGGCCCAGGCUCAGACUGACGAGGUGGAGCAGCUCAUCCUCCGCCACGAGGCCUUCCGCAAGGCUGCAGCUACCUGGAAGGAGCGCUUCAGCUCACUGAGACAGCUCUCCAACGCAGAGAAGCUGAGAGAAGAACAGAGCAGCAAGCCUGCCCCAACGCCACUCUCCAGUCGGAGGAUGUUCCCAUCAUCCUGCCUCACUCCGACCUUUCCCCUUGCUACCUCAACUCUGCUGAGGCAGACGGUGCAGCUGCAUAUUGAGCCCAGGCCCAAGCAGACUAGUCUGGGGAUGGCUGCCUCUGCCUCCACUGCAGCCCAGAGAUUGGGUUCUACCAUGGCCAGCUACACUCCUGUCAUGAAUGGCUCCAGUUACCAUGGACUGGACCAUCAGAGCAGCAGCGGGGGGUUGGAGAGUUCUAACUACCCUGGGCUAAACCAUCAGGCCUGUGGAGGUGUGGACAGCAGCUCCAGUUACCUUGGAGUGAACCAUCAGACUGCCCCCCCGCCAGUGGAUAGUUCUGGCUACCUUGGACUGAACCAUCAAAGCAGUGGGGGUAUGGUUAGUCCAGGCUACCUACCUCAAAAUCAAAGUAGUGGGGGUAUUGGUAGUCAAAGCUACCUACCGCAAAAUCAAAGUAGUGGGGGUUUGGGUAGUCCAGGUUACCUGCCGCAAAAUCAAAGCAGUGGGGGUAUGGUUAGUCCAGGCUACCCACCUCAAAAUCAAAGUAGUGGGGGUAUCGGUAGUCAAGGCUACCUACCGCAAAAUCAAAGUAGUGGGGGUUUGGGUAGUUCAGGCUACCUGCCGCAAAAUCAAAGUAUUGGGGGUAUGGUUAGUCCAGGCUACCUUGCGCAAAAUCAACACAGUGGUGGUAUGGGUAGCUCAGGCUACCUUGCACAAAAUCUAAGUAGUGGGAGUAUGGGUAGUUCAGGCUACCUGGCUCAAAACCAUCAAAGCAGUGGUGGUAUGGGUAGUUCAGGCUACCUGGCUCAAAACCAAGGUAGUGGGUUUAUGGGAAGUUCAGGCUUCCUUGUGCAAAACCAAUGUAGUGGAAUUAUGGGUAGUUCAGGGUACCUUGCGCAAAAUCAAAAUAGUGGUGGUAUGGGUAGCUCAGGCUACCUUGCACAAAAUCUAAGUAGUGGGGGUAUGGGUAGUUCAGGCUACAUUGCACAAAACCAAGGUAGUGGGUGUAUGGGUAGUUCAGGGUACCUUGCGCAAAUCCAAGGUAGUGGAGGUAUGGGUAGUUCUAGCUAUCUGCCUCAAAGUGGUGGGGUCAUGGACCCCAAAAUGGCAUAUGCGUGGCAGCAUCUGAAAGCCGACUGCAUGCAGCCCAGGAUCAACCAUAUCCACAAGGCUGUCAACCCCCUCCUGGAGGCCAGCAGGGCGCAGAGGGAACAGUUUGGGGACAUCCCCAUGGUAGACAUGAUCGGACCAGAGUCCGGCCUGGAGCUCCUCCAUGGCAGGCUUCAAAGGGACCCCCGCGGCAGCCGCUCUGACCCCCAGAUGGACCACCUGCGGCGGGAGAGGGAGUACAAGCUGGGCCGCCAGACCUCCAGCGAACAGGAGAUCCAGGCGCGGCUCAACGAGCUGCCAAUGAUCGUGCGUCAAGAGCGCUAUAGGCGACGCCUGGAGAGGCAGUCAUCCAGCGAGCAGGAGGGCAGUGGGAAGGCGAGGACACCAAGGCAGGACGACUCCAGCGACAUGGAGUCAGCCAAGGAAGGCUCUGACAAACGCUCAACAGAGAAGAGAGCCACCACAAUGGCUGAGAUUGUGGAGCAGGCCCAGGAGAGAGAGGCAGCACAAGCCAGAGGGGAGACGUACCGCCCCACCAGCAGCCUCUCAGCACCCGUGACCUACGAGCGCCCGCGCGCCCGAGACCGCCCCAAACCCCGCAGGAGACCCCGCCCCAAAGAGCUUGAGGAGAAGCGGCGCUCUCGCUCGGCUCCAGCCCAGAGUCCGGCUCAACUCUUGCCGCCCUCACACACUGCCCAUAACGAAGGCUUCCUGUACCGCAAACACGACUUUGAGGGCCAGCAAAAGAGUCCCAGCAGUAAGUCCUGGGUGAACUUGUAUUGCGUGUUGUCAAAAGGAGAGAUCAUUUUCUACAAGGACGCCAAGAGCAUCACCACACCUUACAAUGAAGAAACCCCACUCGACCUGAGCGUCUGUAUAUGUGAUAGCACCAUGGGAUACAAGAAGAAGAAAAAUGUCUUCGUUAUCAAGAAAAAUGAUGGCAAUGACUAUAUUUUCCAUGCAAAGGAUGAGGAGGACCUGAAGGCUUGGGUCACUAACAUCACCACCAGUAUAACUGAACACGAGGAGAUCGCCAAGUGGGACAAACCCACGACCUCGUCCACAGAUCCCGACCGCUCGGAGAGGAAAGAGAAGUCAGAGGGUGACGCAGAUGCCAGGUCAGAGAGAUCUGAGAUGGGAGGAGAGGUGGAGGAGGAAGAGAGGUCUGAGAAGGGAGAGGGCUCCGAGAAGACAGGCGAGGGCUCCGAGAAGACAGGCGAGGGCUCCGAGAAGACAGGCGAGGGCUCCGAGAAGGCAGACACGUCGGAGAGGGGUGAGAUGGCAGAGGGAGGGGCAGGGGGCUCCAGCACGUCAGGGAAGAGCAAAUGAUCCCCGCUAAGUGGAGGAGUGGACUGCAUCCAACCAUCUGCCCGCUCCAUCCUAACAUUACCCUAAGACACCAGACGGUGGUGAGCAGGCGAGACGGAGGGAGAGUGUGUGCAUUUUUGUGCAUAUCUUCUCUCUCUUUCUCUCUCUCUCUCUAUAUCUCUCUGUCUCUCUCUCUCCCUGUGACAUCCUGAGGCUUGUGUCCUUGGACUACCUAAUGUUAACUGUGACAGACUGAUCUUUCAGCCCCUAUCCCAGGCAAAAUACAUCAAUGCUUGUAUUGCAUUUUGGCCCUUGCUGGUAGGUUGGAGGAUGGUGGAGAUGAACCAGCGCCACCGUGUGGUCACAGGCAUUCGUCACAGUCACAACUCAUUGAUAAUUUAUCUCUUGGAUUCACAGCAUCUCUCAGUAUAUAUAUAUAUAUAAUAUACCUAUGACUGACUAUGUAAUGCUCUAGAAAAACCCAAGCAAUGGUGAAUGAAAUGUCUCACAAUAUUUUGAAAACGCUUUUUUUCUGAAGCAAUAUACUUUUUUAUUUCUUCUCUAUGUUUGAGAGAGAGGGAAAGGAGACAAGAAACAGUUACUUAUUAUUAAUUAUAUGAUUGGUCACAUUCAUCAUCAGCUUGUUUCCAGCAGGUCAGCAGCACCUUAAACACUUUCAACACAUCUGUGUAUACUCAGCAUAUUGACAUUUCAAACUCACCUCAUCUCUAUAUCUGAGUCAUGCUGUCAUGAUGGAAUGCUGGUAUUACCUAUGUGUGUUAAUAAUGGAAUUGAUCAACACACGUGUUUCUCUUCUGAACUUUUGGAUUAAUCGUGCACAGGCCCAUGGCAUGCCAGGAAUAAAGGUGAACUAGGGUUGCCAACGUAAGCAAAACUCAAUCACCCCCAAGAGUCUAUUUGAGGAGGCAAUGCCAAACUUAACCCACUUGUAGUGCCAGGCCUGUGUCUACAUCUCACUUAUUAAAUCUAACCAUCCAUGGCAUGACAUUGUAUAGUGCACCUUUUACUUUAAUGAAAAGUAAUGUUCUUCAUGGUCUUGAAGUUGACCAGUUCUGAAAUGAAUUUGGCUGUGCAAUAAUUUAAUCUAAAGGAAAGUACUGUGUAUAAUGCUAACAUCAUGGUAUAAUUCUGGGAUCCUGAAGAACGUUCUAAAGGCUUCUCUUCGGGGAUCUUAAACUCUCCCCACAUGAAGUAUGGUGAUAGGAAGAUAUGUUUUAAUGACAGAGCAGAGAAAGUUCCCCACAUUAGAAGCCCAAGUCAGACAUCCUUCAUGCUUCUUUCGAAUUCUAUUUGAUCUGAGACAAGAAGCAGUAUAACCUCAUUGCUGUUUUUAUUAUAUUACUGCAAUAUUUUUCAUAAGGGUUGUAAUUGUUGCACUAGUGAAAAUACAAUAGUAACAUCAAUAUUAGAUGAACCUCAGAGUAUAUUAUUAACUACUUCUCCCUCUCUGUUUUCUUUCACUCUGAGUUGAAACCAAUAGAAAACAAUUGUCAGUCAGAGGGGAUUUAUCUAGUCAUGAAAUUGUACAUAAGCUACAUGGCCAAAGGUAUGUGGACAAAGGCUCCUUAGUGGUGCAGUGGUCUAAGGCACUGCAUCUCAGUGCUAGAGGCGUCACUACAGACCCUGGUUCAAUUCCAGGCUGUAUUACAACUGGCAGUGAUUGGGAGUCCCAUAGAGCGGCGCACAAUUGGUCCAGCGUUGUCCGGGUUAGGGUUUGUGUGGGGUAGGCCAUCAUUAUAAAUAAGAAUUUGUUCUUGACUGACUUGCCAAGUUAAAUAAAAGGUUAAAUAAAUAAAACUGCUCGUUGAACAUCUCAUUCCAAAAUCAUGGGCAUUAAUACGGAGUUGGUCCCCUUUUUGCUGCUAUAACAGCCUCCACGCUUCUGAGAAGGCUUUUCAGUAGAUUGCGGAGGUUACUUACAUCUAUUCAGCCACAAGAGCAUUUGUGAGACCUGGCUCGCAGUCAGCUUUCCAACUCAUCCCAAAGGUGUUCGAUGGGGUUGAGGUCAGGGCACUCUCUGUGCAGGCCAGUCAUGUUCUUCCACAAUGAUCUUAACAAACCAUUUCUGUAUGGACCUUGUUUUGUGCACGGGGGCAUUGUCAUGCUGAAACAGGAAAGGACCUUCCCCCUACUAUUGCCACAAAGUUGGAAGCACAGACUUGUCUACAACGUCAUUGUAUGCUGUAGCGUUAAGUUUUCCCUUCACUAGAACGAAAGGGCCAAGCACGAACCGUGAAAAACAGCCCCAGACCGUUAUUCUUCCUCCACCAAACUUUACAGUUGGCAAUAUGCAUUGGGGCAGGUAGCGUUCUCCUGGCAUCCGCCAAACCGCAAUUUGUACGUCGGACUGCCAGAUGGUGAAGCGAGUCCAAUGGCGGCGAACUUUACACCACUCCAGCCGACGCUUUGUAUUGCGCAUGGUGAUCUUAGACUUGUGUGCGGCUCCUCCGCCAUGGAAACCCAUUUAAUGAAGCUCAAUGAAGUUAUUUAAUUUAAUGAAGUUUUUGUGCUGACUGCAUCCAGAGGCAGUUUGGAACUUGGUAACGGACAGACGAUUUUUAUGCACUACACACUUCAGCAUUCAACGGUCCCAUUCUGUUAGCUUGUGUAACCUACCACUUCGCGGCUGAGCCAUUGUUGCUCCUAGACGUUUCCAAUUCACAAUAACAGCCCUCACAGUUUACCGGGGCAGCUCUAGCAGGGCAAAAAUGAGACAAACUGACUUGUUGGAAAGGUGGCAUCCUAUGACGGUGCCACCUUGAAAGUCACUGAGCUCUUCAGCAUGGGCCAUUCUACUGCCAAUGUUUGUCUAUGGAGAUUGCAUAGCUGUGUGCUGGAUUUUAUACACCUGUCAGCAACAGGUGUUGCUGAAUCCCCUAAUUAUCAAGGGGUGUCCAGUGUCCACAUACUUUUGGACAUGUAGUGUAUCUUUGAAUGUUAACCAAUAAAUUCUAUACUCUAAUUAACAGAGUUCUAUGUACUGAAGUGGGUUAAGGUUAAAACAUUUCUCUUAACUCCACACAAAUGAAAUGGGGAAAACUCAUCAGUCAAUUACGAUAUUACUGUUUAUUCCAUUUAAAUGAAAAUAUGCAGAUUAGGAGUCAUCUUUCAAAGGAUAUAUACACCAAUAUCUAGUUACAUUUUACACUUUACAAGGGAAAAGAGUGCUGGACAGGUACAUUUGUUGUGUAUUUAUAAAUGUGUGUAUUUCAAUUAAUUGAUCAUACGGACUUGAUACAGACAGUUUUUUCUAUUAGUAGCUGAAUCCAGUCAGGCAAGUGAAAUAUUAUGAGAACAGUCCUGUUGCGAAGGGUAGGUCUACAGACCAUUUACUUGAACGGGUUAAAUGGCUUGAAUGAUAACAAAGAACUUGGUAGACUAAAUGCUACUGUAGUUUAUUUGUUAACUCUGGAGCUGAUCAGUCUGGUAUCCAGGCUACACACGUUUUAGCUGUGACUCUUGGGCUGUGACUUCAAAGCUAAAUACAACCAUACAUCCCACUAUUUUUUGUUUUUUGUUGCUUAAGCCUCGGUCAUAUUGGAUGAUUAAUUAUAAACAUAUUGACAAGAACAUUCAUAAACACAAAGAAAAUGUAAGGUUAGUUAGUACUGUACAACUCAUAAACUUCAACAGCCAGCCUAGUUUGACAUUUGGUCGACUGUGUUUAUUUUUUAUGUCACUCUAAACUUCCAAGUUUCAAAUAGGCCACUUUUUACAGAUAUGUUUUAUCUGAUUCCCAAAUGCCCCAUACCUGCCAAAUCAAACAUUACUGCUUAAACUGGUUUGUGUGUAAUGUAGUUUUAGUUAUAACCAAAUAUAUAAAAAAUAUUUAAAAAAUACAACCUUAUUAAGCCUUAUCCACAAAACAAUGGAAAUCAGUAUUUUGAAAAUGAAUUAAUUUAACAAAAGACACAAUACAGACUGUACCAUUUGACUCAGGAUGCAAAUACUGGCACUUAUUGACCUUGGCAUUAAAGUGUUAUGACACACGCAACAGUCAGGACUCUAACUGCAGCUUGUUGAUUAGACGCAGUUAACUUAUUGGUAACACUUGAAAAUGUCACAAUAUAUGUGUUAUGUCCUCUGUCACAACGUGGGAAAGAAACUUCAAUUACAGUAUAACAACAAACUGUCUAUUGUAGGUGGUUAUUAUAGGUACCACACCAUUCUAUAUUACAGGCUUUAAAAACUGAUGGUACCUAAAAUUGUUAUCUAUUUGUAGGCCUAUAGCCAGUUGUUUUUAGUGUAACCUACUCCUCCGGAAUUGAGCCUUUCAUUGCAAUACAUAUUAGUUAGUUAAACACUAGUAGCUGUUUCUUUUAUUCUCCUCUGUGGAAGGAAAGAUAGGCUCUACUUUGCACAUGAUGUAUAGUUCUUCCAAUAUAAUUAGAAUGAUAAUUAUAUGGUUUUAAUUCUAUUCAUUCCAAUUCUAUGGUUCCUCCAUCUACAUUCUUAUCAGAGAAAUCCCCAUUGUCUUAGCACAUCGAUUCCGCCUGCACUGAUGAGCGUUGCGUUUGGAGUGACACGAUCUGACGUUAGACAAUGAGAAAUCCUGUCACUUCAUGAAUAAAACAGGUUAAUGAUACUACAGUACCUACCAAACAAACAAAAAUACUACAAAACCUACUAAACCCACAGAAACAAAGCUCUUGACCUCAUUGCUGGUGAGAAGUGUUUUUGUGAUUUUGUGUUUUUCUUGUCUCAGAUACAGUGUACCUUAAUGAUACCUAUACUUUGCUGCUAUGACAUUUUCUCUAUGUAAACCUCCUUACUUGCUGAUACAAAAUUGAUAUGAACAUUGAUGUAUGCUUGACACAGAGGUGUUAAGCCAAGAUUCUUUCUAAAAGUCAACAUCAACCAUCCUCCACAGAUCACUAGACACAUGAUGCAUUCUAUAUAGUAGUGGGAGUGAAGUUCCUGACAUUGCAGCCAUUCACAGUGUAUAAAAAUCAAAGUCAAUUUACUUGAUUGACUAGAGAAAGUUAAGAGAUUCCUGUGUAAGGGAUUAAACUCAGUAUAAAUAAAUAAAUAAAAAGAGAGUACCAUUUUUGAGAUAAGCUUUCAUAAAGGUCCAUUAUCAUGAUUUUGAGGGGGUAUACAUACUGUCAUUAUAAUACCUCAUGACAUAAUCACCAAUUAGCAUAGGAAAACAUUUAUUAGAAUUCAUGGACUUAAUCCAUAUGACCAGGUAUGAGCUCCAUGCUCCAAUCUCCACGUCUUAAUGCCUUUGUGCAUUUAACCCCUGUAGCAAAAUGUCAUGUGUCAUGAUGAUACACUUAUAUGGGCAUAAUGACACAGUUAUGCAUACACUUUCAACUAAAGUAUUCCCUGUAUUUAACUAAGUCAUUUGAUUUAUUUUUUUGUAAGAAGAAAAAUGCUGUCAGUGUCUUCCACACCUUGUAGUAUUCAUAAUGCCAUCUGGGGAUAGUAACAGAACCACAUAGCUCUGAUAACCUAAGUGAUUAAGUCAGUGAUGGAUGUCAACUGAAGGGCUGGUCUUUAAAAAAAAAAAGGUUUUCUGUUUAGAGUGAAUAACGCUUCAGAUCAUUAAGCUUGAAAUCUUUGCUUGGUACAAAAUAAAAAUGUUUUAGCCCUCUAAUAGCAGAUCAGUGAAAGGCUGAAACGCAGCAGUGCUACUCGCAGUUUUCAAGAUGUGCAAGAGGAAACAUGAAUAAUUGAUGAUGUGGAAGAGGAAAUGUCAUGCAACUUUUGUUUUGCACUAAAGCACUGCCCCAUUGCACAGUGUAAAAUGCUAGUGGUGACGCAGGGUCUAUAAGAAAUAUACAUGUAUACAGUAUUGCACAAAGUCUGCACAACUCAAUGUAAGUAUUUUAAGAAUGUACAUUUUAAUUCUGAUUUGUUUAUUAAAUAGACUGGAGUAACA